UUGCAGGUCCUAGACCUGUGAAAUGGUAGCACCCAGGAGCUACUGGCUGGCCCCUGUGGGCCCACUUGGGUUUUUUUUUUGGGGGGGGAUCCUGCCCACCAGUUGAAGCUGACUUCAAAAGCUGCCCUCUGCCAGCACCCCCAUGUUAUUUCCAAGAACAUGCCUAACCUUUUCUUCUUUCAUGUUCCUAUAGGUCUCACCCAGAGGCAGAACCAAAGUCAUCCCAGAAAUCUGGCCCAUAUUGCCCCAUGUCCUGGGGGACCCAUGUUGCAACAUUUUCUGGGGGACCCUCUGAGGGAAGAACCCAAUGAGGCAACCUUGGUGCCAGGACCCCUUCCAGGACUUCAUGUCCCCACUGACAUUCUGGGGAAAGAGCUCUAUGAGGAAACCUCAAUGCUAGGAUCCCUUCCAGAACCUCGCGUCCUCACAGAUAUUCUGGAGGAAGAGCUCAAUGAGGAAACGUCGGUGCCAGGAUCCCUUCCAGAACCUCACGUCCCCACUGAUAUUCUGGAGCAAGAGUUCAAUGAGGAAAUGUCGGUGCCAAGAUCCCUUCUAGGACCUUGCAUCAUCAAUGACAUUCUGGGGGAAGAGCCCAAUGAGGCAACCUUGGUGCCAGGAUCCCUUCCAAUACUUUGUGUCCCUACUGACAUUCUGGGGAAAGAGGCCAAUGAGGAAACCUCAAAGCCAGGACCUCUUCCAGGACCUCACAUCACCAAUGGUAUUCUGGGAGAAGAGCUCAACGAGGCAACCUCAGUGCCAGGAUCCCUUUCAGGACCUCUCAUUUCCACUGAUAUUCUGGAGGAAACGCUCAAAGAGGAAACCUCGAUGCCAGGAUCCUUUCUAGGACCUCACAUCACCAAUGACAUUCUGGGGGAAGAGGUCAAUGAGGAAACCUCAGUGCCAGGUCCUUCCAUCCUCACAGACACUCCAAAGGAAGAAGGUUUUGUGUCAGAGCCCUUACCAGAGCCUUCCAUUGCUGACAAUUACCUUGAGCAAGUAGAAAUCCUCAAAGGAUUACAGAAUGACUAUGUCCAGCGGCAAAUGAGGCUUCGCCGCAUUUCCCAGCAGUUCCCUCGUUCUCUCCGGGCCAUCAACCUGCAAAUUGUACACACACGGACAAGGCUCAUCCGCAGUGAAGUUCGGCUGCAGCGGUGGGGAAAGGAAGGUGACCAAGCUCUGAUGCCUGUAAUUCAGACAGCUUCUCAUGAUGAUCCUGCAGGCCCUGCUGCAUGUCUCCGCCCCCCUGGGUCCAGUUCAUCAUCUUCUGCCUCACUGGAAGUUGGCUCCAUCCCACCCUCCGCCUCCACCUCUUCUUUCCUCCUGCAUCCCUCUCCCCCUCCUCCUCCUUCCCCACCUCCUCUAGAGCCGGACCUCAGCAAUGUAAAAGAAACUUUGCAGAGUUUGAUGGAUUUGCAGUUCCAUCAGCUGAAUGACUGCCAAAGAGACCUCCGCAGCUGCCAGGAAUGUUUGCAAAACCUCAAGGCAUUGAGGGGACAGCUCCGGAGACUGCGGAGCAGACUGGCAAGGGUGGAAGCCACUAUGGGGAUCCUGGUUCCUCCAAGGGAGCUGGAUGUUGAUGAGGAAAAAGAGGAAGACAAAAACCAGACAAUGCUUCAUACAUAGGUGGCAAUAAAAUGCUGCAUAUUUAUUUUAAAAAUAUUAAACAUUUGUUUUAAUAGGGUAGGAUGUAGAGAUAAAACAGCAAUAGAACAUGCAUAUUUACUGCUUAAAAAUUAAAAAGUUGA
Messenger RNA from Hemicordylus capensis (graceful crag lizard), 1745 nucleotides. RefSeq lists its product as uncharacterized. The record is from RefSeq and is a predicted model, not a curated record. The transcript is spliced from 6 exons. Lineage: Eukaryota; Metazoa; Chordata; Lepidosauria; Squamata; Cordylidae. The coding region runs from base 160 to 1623 and encodes 487 amino acids.